UUGUUAGAGAAAAUCCUGGAUUUUCAUGUAAAAUAUGGAAAGGAUAGAGCGCAUCAGGCACCGUAUGGUUUAUGCAUAGUGACCGCUAGCGGUAUUGCUAGUAAUUCUGUGAACUGAAGGUCACGAAUGAAGUGCAGUAUAGAAGACGUAACCACAACGGGCGACGAGAAGUGGUUUUUAUAGUCGUGAAGCUUUGUGAGAAUCGAGGAGUGCAGUGUUUCUGUGCACGUCCGUUCCCGGAAACUGUCUCGCUCAAGGAAGUUGGCGAUAAAGAGCAGCCAUGUACGGACUGAUCUUCGAGAACCUGAGCCAGUACGUGACUUCGGUCUACGGACCCGAACGCUGGGAGGAGAUUCGGCGUCGGUCGAGGAUCGAGCUGGCGACGUUCAGUACGCAUGAGGUGUACCCGGACAACUUUGUUCACAAACUCGUCAGCAAGGCGUGCAAGGUGCUGAAGAUGAGCGAACGGGACUUCCUCGAAGGCAUGGGCGUCUACUUCGUCUCGUUCCUGGCCCAGUACGGCUACGACCGCGUCCUGUCCGUGCUGGGUCGCCACAUGCGCGACUUCCUAAACGGACUGGACAACUUGCACGAGUACCUCAAGUUCAGCUACCCACGCAUGAAGGCGCCCUCAUUCUUCUGCGAGGACGAGUCCUCGACGGGACUGACGCUGCACUACCGGAGCACGCGGCGAGGGUACCUAUGGUACACCAUCGGCCAAAUCAAAGAAGUGGGCCGUCACUUCUACAAUACCGAAGUUCAAGUAGAAGUUCUGAAGGAGGAGUCCAUUUUCAACACACUACACGUCAUCAUGAGGCUCAGCUUCGACAAUAUGGCUUUCCAACCGCCGUCACUAAAGCUGUUGGAAAACAAUAUAUUCGUAUCGGCGAAGGUCCUGGACUCCUUAAUAAGAAGUCAUCGAGUGGGCAUUCAGGAUGAAGAGGACAUGGUGAGCAGAACUCUUCUACCGGUGAAGGCAUUCGUGUUCCUCGAAAUCUUCCCUUUCUGCGUCGUGUUCAACGAGAGCCUGCACAUCACCAACAUCGGCAACAGCCUGCAGGCCGUCAUGCCCGCCGUGGUCGGAAAGCGCAUACCCGAAGUGUUCGACCUGACCAAGCCAAUGGUGGAAUGCUCCUGGAAGUCGAUCAUGGGCCACACGAACAACGUGUUCGAGCUCACUUCCCUAGAGGCGGUGCGAGCCCGGUGCAACCUGGACAGCAACACAGACAACGUGUCACAAUGUGAUUUCAGCGAGAACGGUGAAUUCAAUUACGAAGACGCAUUGCUGCAUCUAAAGGGACAGAUGAUGUACAUGGACGAAUGGAAAAGCAUGGUCUAUCUAGCGACACCAGUGAUGCGCGACCUGGAGACAAUGGUCCUGACGGGACUCUAUAUCAAUGACCUCAGUAUGCACGACUUCAGCCGCGACAUGGUGCUUGCUGGACAGCAGCAAUCCGCUGAGCUCAAGCUCGCACUAGACCAGGAGCUCCAGAAGAGCCGUCAGUUAGAGGAGUCCAUGCGCAAGCUGGACAUUGAGAUGAAGCGGACCGACGAGCUACUCUACCAGAUGAUCCCCAAAACAGUAGCCGAUCAGCUGCGAAGUGGAGAGACCUCUGUCAACACCUGCCAGUACUUCGACUCGGUGACCAUUCUGUUCAGCGACGUGGUCUCCUUCACGGAGAUCUGUAGCCGAAUCACUCCCAUGGAGGUGGUCUCUAUGCUCAACUCCAUGUACUCCCUAUUCGACGAGCUCACUGAAAAGCAUGGUGUCUACAAGGUGGAAACUAUCGGCGACGCGUACAUGGUGGUGUCCGGUGCCCCUGAGCCGGAGCCCAACCAUUCGGAGAGGAUUUGCGACAUGGGACUUGCCAUGGUGAAAGUGAUAGGUGACCUUAAGGAUCCCUCUACAGGAAAGAGCCUCAAGAUACGCGUUGGUAUCCAUUCUGGUGCCGUGGUGGCCGGUGUUGUAGGCCUGAAAAUGCCGCGGUACUGCCUGUUCGGCGAUUCCGUCAAUACAGCAUCGCGAAUGGAAAGCACUAGUGAGGCCUUACGGGUGCACAUCAGUCAGAGGACGAAGGAACUGCUAGAUGAAUCAAAGUGGCUGAUUCAGGAGCGUGGAACGGUAGACGUGAAGGGCAAAGGCUCGAUGAAAACGUAUUGGCUCCAGGGAAAGAAAGGCCAGGCCAACGUCAACCGGCGAUACCCGGAUGCUCCGACUGUCCUUUCGACGAAGCAGGAGUCAAAGCGCCGCAAGUCCUCGGUUGGGGCCCGCUCCGUGUAUUCGCCCGUGACCUACGAGGAGAUAGCGAAGCACUCGCCAUCCAAUACGCCUCCACCCCACGGAGGAGGGAGUAUGACGUUGACGAAGCCUACGGCUGGCGUGAGUCCCACCACACAAACCGGAGGGAAUGCACCGGGCACUGCAGUCGUCAAGGACAUCACGGGGACCAUGGAGAUGUCGAAUGGCUCUUCACCCAAGCGUCGGACUAUAAGCGUUGCUCCCACCACCACGCCGGUGAACGCUUCGCCCCGGGAAACCAACGGUCGGCCCACUCCUCGCAAAACUGCGUGGACCGAGCUUGAGCUGAAGGUUCCUACACAGCCCCUGUCUCCAGCAUCGGUAGUCACCGUGCCGCCUCCGGCCAUGCUGACCACCGUCGGGCUGCAGCCGCCAUGCCAGCAUUGCACACACUGUCACAACAAUUACAAUCAGCAGCAACGAAGGCUGGCUGAUGCUUCGUCGGCCGAUUCUAGGGGCGACAAGAUGGGCUGUUGGGCAUCGUCACCGCCUCAUCGGGCUGGCGUCGGCGGUCAUCUUGCUUCGAACGCGAGUGCCAGUGGUGGUGCGGGUUGUUCCAUCUUGUGAGAAAAAACGCUUGGAGUGCCAAGGAAAACCAACUGGAUUGGUAGUACUGCAGAAGUUCACAAAAAGAGAACUUACGGACACUUGAACCGACUUGUUCAGUUUAUUGAAUGGCGAAAUGACCUUUGUCCGGACGAUAAUAGGACGUGUUUUCGGCAGUACGGACCUGAACAUCAGUCCUUGCAUGUUAUGAGACAGUGUAAUUGCAGCCAGAUGACCGCAACAUGGUUGUCCCCCAUGGAAAGCAAGAUUGUUUCUCCACUUGAAGCGAGAUCAUUGAAUCAGUGGGUAAGGGGUAUGGCAGAUGGGUACUAGCGGUCUGCAGAAAGCAGGCGAGAUUUUUCUGUGACUCACUUAGACCAGAAUCUCCGGUCACAUGAACGUAUCAGGUAAGAUAUAGCUUGAUAGAAGUAAUGCAACCACUCUGUAUAAGUGAAAAAAGAAAUAUUCCAAUGUGCAUUUUGAGGCGGUGCUUUUCGGCGACCUGGCGUCUAUAGCUUCACAAAGGCUUUCCUGAACAGUAAACGACGUACGACGAAAGUCUAAGAAAACGCAACUACAACAACAAUACCAACAACAAAAAAUGAUGCAAAUUGUUGCGCCUGUUCUAAUUUUCGUUUGGCAGAAUUCAGUGACGGUUGGAUGGUGCUUAAUUGUUACCCAGUCGAAAUAGAACAAUUAGAUCGCGUAUAAUCUAGUAUAGCGAUCCUAGAGUGAAACUGUCCAUAGACAGGUUCUGCCUAACGAAGCCAUGAUUGUUGCGUGCACAUUUACUUUGGGCUCUAUAACAUGAAAGUGUUCCAAUCUGUUUUAUUCCAAUCUUUUGACGUCAUGCUUACGUAACUACCGACACAAUCACGUUGCGGUGACUCAAAGCCUUGAUUGUAAAGCCCAAUAAAAUACUCUCCUCGUUUGUAGGAACUCACAUUUGCUUCCUUUUAAAGUAAAUAGUAUUGUCUACCGUGCAAGGGUUUUCUGACAAGAGGUGGGGAGCACUUAGAAAUUGAAAGAACUUCAGUGGGGGCGGGCUAGUACAGUGGAAGUAAAUAGACGUUAGGAUGGAUAGUUGGGCGUGUUGGUUAAGCAUGAUCUGAAGUGAAGGCGCUAAAAUGACGGAGGACAAAGAAGUGUGUGUGUGUGCGUGUUUCUUCUUUG
Dermacentor albipictus is the source of this 4018-nucleotide messenger RNA. RefSeq names its product soluble guanylate cyclase 88E-like. Gene Ontology annotation, biological process: nitric oxide-cGMP-mediated signaling; cGMP biosynthetic process; response to oxygen levels. NCBI's taxonomy places the organism in Eukaryota, Metazoa, Arthropoda, Arachnida, Ixodida, Ixodidae. The record is from RefSeq and is a predicted model, not a curated record. Gene Ontology annotation, molecular function: nitric oxide binding; guanylate cyclase activity; heme binding. Gene Ontology annotation, cellular component: guanylate cyclase complex, soluble.